Rotaria sp. Silwood2 is the source of this 750-nucleotide messenger RNA. NCBI's taxonomy places the organism in Eukaryota, Metazoa, Rotifera, Eurotatoria, Philodinida, Philodinidae. The record is from the annotation of a GenBank genome assembly.
AUGAGAAAUAAAGAAUUAGCCAUACAAAGACGAAAAGAAAAUGCAAUACCAAUUUCAAUAUUUCUACGACAAAAACAUGAUAUUCAUGGUCUUGCUGAUCUUCGUCCAAAUUCAGGUAUGAAUUUAACAUAUCAAGCAUAUUUUGAAGCACUUCUUACAACGGAUCAAAAUCAACAACAACAUCCAUCAGAUAAAGCUGCUGUUAUUAAAUAUAUUCGUCGACGUGAACGACGAAAACGUGCAGAAGAAAAUCGAAAAAGCUCUGAAUUGUCUGCUGAUAUUCUUGAAAAACAAACAGCAGAGAUAAUAGAUAAAAUGGGUGGUGUGGACGUUAAAUUAGAACAUGAAAGAGAAAGACAAAAUAAUUUAUUACGUACAAAAAUGAAUGAAAAAAAAACUAGAACUCAAAAUAUACUUGAAGCUAGUCAAAUAAUUGAUCAAGCUCAUGAAGCAAAUUUAGCUCGUCAACGUGUGGAACAAAAACAUCGAGAAAAAAUUGAAGCACGUCUAUCAGCAGUACGAAAUCAACAAAGUCAAACACCCACAAAUAUGAUUCAUGUUCAAAGUCGUUUAACUGAUGAUGAUGCCGAUGACUAUGAAAAUUUUGAAUUAAAUGAUGAACAAAGAGUAGCAACGAAAAAUUCUAUUCAAUUAUUAAAUAAUAAUGAUGCUUAUAAAUCUGUACGUUCAAUAACACCUGUUUAUGGUAAUGAAGAUACAAAUGAAAAAAUUGCAAACAUUUAUAUAUAA